Molecule: messenger RNA, 8127 nt
Organism: Galeopterus variegatus (Sunda flying lemur)
Lineage: Eukaryota; Metazoa; Chordata; Mammalia; Dermoptera; Cynocephalidae
Product: small subunit processome component 20 homolog
Cellular component (GO): 90S preribosome; small-subunit processome; nucleolus
Source: RefSeq, a predicted model, not a curated record
CGGUUGCAUCCAUUCGACCCUCCCGAAGCCCUCGCGGGCCACUGCCCCUCUGCAGCCAUGAAAACUAAGCCCGUUUCCCACAAGACCGAGAAUACCUACCGGUUUCUUACGUUUGCUGAACGACUGGGGAAUGUGAAUAUCGAUAUUAUUCACCGGAUUGAUAGAACCGCAAGCUAUGAUGAGGAGGUCGAAACCUACUUUUUUGAGGGUCUGCUGAAAUGGAGAGAAUUGAACCUUACGGAACACUUUGGGAAAUUUUAUAAAGAAGUUAUUGACAAAUGCCAAUCAUUCAAUCAGUUGGUCUACCAUCAAAACGAGAUAGUUCAGAGUUUGAAGACUCACCUACAAAUUAAGAACAGUUUUGCCUAUCAACCUCUUUUGGAUUAUAGCAUGUACAGUACACUUCUGGCUCAUAAAAAACUACAUAUACGAAAUUUUGCUGCUGAAAGCUUUACUUUUUUGAUGAGAAAGGUCUCUGAUAAAAAUGCACUUUUCAAUUUAAUGUUUCUUGAUCUUCAUGAACAUCCAGAAAAAGUAGAAGGAGUUGGACAAUUGAUCUUUGAAAUGUGCAAAGGAGUUAGAAAUAUGUUUCACUCCUGUACAGGCCAGGCAGUGAAACUAAUUUUGCAAAAGCUAGGACCAGUUACUGAAACAGAAACUCAGCUACCAUGGAUUUUAGUUGGAGAAACACUGAAAAACAUGGUCAAGUCCACUGUGCAGUACAUCUACAAGGAAAAUUUUGGUGCAUUUUUUGAAUGUUUGCAAGAAUCCCUCCUGGAUCUACAUACAAAAGUAACAAAAACUAACUGUUGUGAAAGUUCUGAACAGAUAAAAAGGUUGUUAGAAGCAUAUCUGAUACUCGUGAAAUAUGGAAAUGGAUCAAAGAUAACCAAACCUACUGAUGUCUGUAAAGUAUUGUCUCAAAUGUUACAAAUAGCUCAUCUCUCCACAUCUUGCCGGGAGACCCUCUUGGGUGUAAUUUCUGCUUUGAUCUUAGGUGAAAAUGUUCCCUUGCCAGAGACCCUCAUCAAAGAAACCAUAGAAAAAAUUUUUGAAAGCAGGUUUGAAAGACGUUUAAUUUUGGAUUUUUCUGAAGUCAUGUUUGCUAUGAAGCAGUUUGAGCAGCUUUUUCUACCAAGCUUUCUCUCAUAUGUUGACAAUUGCUUCUUGAUUGAUGAUGUUGUGGUCAAAGAUGAAGCUCUGGCCAUUCUGGCAAAGCUCAUUCUCAACAAAGCAGCACCUCCCACUGCUGGCUCGAUGGCAAUUGAAAAGUACCCUCUGGUUUUCUCACAACAGACAGUGGGAUCAUAUAGAAAACAGAAGAUGACUCGAACCAAGAAAGGAAGGGAACAGUUUCCAGUGUUGGACCAUCUCUUAUCUGUAAUUCAGUUACCCCCAAAUAAAGAUACCACUCACCUUUCACAGUCUUGGGCAGCACUUGUAGUGUUACCUCAUGUUAGACCCCUUGAGAAAGAGACAGUGAUACCACUAGUCACAUGCUUCAUAGAGUCGCUCUUCAUGACUGUUGACCAAGGGAGCUUUGGAAAAGGAAACUUAUUUGUUCUUUGCCAAGCUGUAAGUACUCUGCUAAGUUUGGAAGAAUCUUCUGAACUUCUUCAUUUGGUUCCUGUGGAGCAUGUAAAGAAUUUAGUAUUAAUGUUUCCUUUGGAGCCAUCUGUGUUGCUGUUGGCUGAUCUCUAUUAUCAGAGAUUAUCCUUAUGUGGCUGCAAAGGGCCACUUUCUGAGGAAGCUUUAAUGGAAUUAUUUCCCAAGUUACAAGCAAACAUUUCAACUGGUGUAUCCAAGGUAAUAAAUACUGUUUUGUGAUAUCUUCGCUCACAUUUAAUAUUCUUUUUGGAAAAUCACAAUACUGACCUGCCUCCUUGGCUUUCUCUGCCUGUUCAGGAUGAUGGGCUCACAAAGCGGCAGUCUGCCUUUGCUGUGUUACGCCAGGCAGAGCUUGUUGCAGCAACUGUGAACGAUUACAGAGAGAAGCUUCUUCAUUUGAGAAAACUAAGGCAUGAUGUGGUGCAGACUGCAGUCCCUGAUGGGCCAUUACAGGAGGUGCCACUUCGUUAUUUGUUAGGCAUGUUAUAUGUUAACUUCAGUGCUCUCUGGGAUCCUGUUAUUGAACUCAUAAGUUCUCAUGCACACGAAAUGGAAAAUAAGCAGUUUUGGAAAGUCUACUAUGAACAUCUAGAAAAAGCAGCUACACAUGCUGAGAAAGAACUGCAAAAUGAUGUAAGAGAUGAGGAUAAGUCCAUUGGAGAUGAAAGUUGGGAGCAGAUCCAGGAAGGGGAUGUUGGAGCUCUUUAUCACCAGCAGUUGGCAUUAAAAACUGAUUGUUGGGAAAGACUGGACCAUACCAACUUUCGAUUUUUACUUUGGCGAGCUCUGGCCAAAUUCCCAGAGAGAGUAGAGCCACGGUCCAGGGAGCUUUCCCCGCUUUUCUUGAGAUUUAUCAACAACGAGUAUUACCCAGCAGAUCUACAAGUUGCUCCAACCCAGGACCUGCGCAGAAAAGGCAAAGGGGUGGCAGCCAAGGAUCCUGAGGAGGAGCCUGCUGCUGGGGAUGAGGAGCGGUUGGAGGAGGAGGUGGGUCCUGAAGACGAACCCUCCCAGAAGAAAAAGACACGAAGAGCUGCAGCAAAGCAAUUAAUUGCUCAUUUGCAAGUUUUCUCUAAAUUUUCAAAUCCACGGGCCUUAUAUCUGGAAUCCAAAUUAUAUGAGUUAUAUCUUCAGGUAAGUAAAAUAAAUUCUUGGCACUAUAAUUCUUUUACUGUUGAUUAAGUGAUGAUUUAUGCUACAUUCUAUUUUUCAAGGGAAAACUUACAAAGGUUGCUUGAAGACAGAAGCUUUAAGGAAGAGAUAGUGCAUUUCAGUAUUUCUGAAGAUAAUACUGUAGUGAAAACAGCUCACCGAGCAGAUCUGUUUCCUAUUCUGAUGAGAAUUUUGUAUGGGCGAAUGAAGAAUAAGACAGGGAGUAAAACUCAGGGGAAAUCUGCUUCAGGCACCCGCACGGCCAUUGUUCUGCGGUUCCUUGCUGGGACCCAGCCUGAGGAGAUCCAGAUAUUCUUAGACCUGCUGUUUGAACCUGUGAAGCACUUCCAGAAGGGAGAGUGCCAUUCUGCAGUCAUUGAAGCAGUAAAAGAUUUGGAUUUGUCUAAAGUUCUUCCUUUGGGCCGUCAGCAUGGUAUCUUAAAUAGCCUUGAAAUAGUAUUGAAGAACAUUAGUCAUCUGAUCAGUGCAUACUUACCAAAGAUCUUGCAGAUAUUGGUCUGUAUGACAGCAACCGUGUCACACAUACUUGACCAACGAGAAAAGAUACAGCUGAGGUUUAUUAACCCACUGAAAAAUUUAAGACGUCUUGGAAUCAAAAUGGUAACUGAUAUCUUUUUGGAUUGGGAAUCCUAUCAGUUCAGAACAGAAGAAAUUGAUGCUGUGUUUCAUGGUGCAGUUUGGCCCCAGAUCAACAGGCUUGGAUCUGAGAGUCAGUAUUCUCCUACUCCUCUGCUGAAACUAAUUAGUACCUGGAGCAGAAAUGCAAGAUAUUUUCCUUUUCUGGCUAAGCAGAAGCCUGGGCACCCAGAAUGUGAUAUCCUGACCAAUGUUUUUGCGAUUCUCUCAGCAAAGAAUCUCUCUGAUGCCACAGCCAGUAUUGUGAUGGAUAUAGUUGAUGACCUUCUUAAUCUUCCAGAUUUUGAGCCCACAGAAACAGUUUUGAGCUUGCCAGUAACUGGAUGCAUAUACACUGACAUAGCAGAAAAUGCAGAUGAGUCCAUCAAAAUGGGAGGAAGAUUAAUUCUACCUCAUGUAUCUGCAAUUCUUCAGUAUCUCAGCAAAACCACAAUAAGUGCAGAAAAGGUGAAAAAGAAAAAGAACAGGGCACAAGUCAGUAAGGAACUUGGCAUUCUUUCAAAGAUUAGCAAGUUUAUGAAAGACAAAGAACAAAGUUCUGUGCUUAUUACACUUCUCCUUCCUUUUCUCCACCGUGGUAAUAUUGCUCAGGAUACAGAGGUCGAUAUUCUGGUGACAGUACAAAACUUGUUAAAACAUUGUGUGGAUCCUACAAGCUUCCUCAAGCCUAUAGCAAAACUCUUCUCAGUUAUUAAGAACAAGUUGUCGAGACAAUUGCUUUGUACAGUUUUUCAGACUCUUUCUGAUUUUGAGAAUGGAUUAAAAUAUAUUACUGAUAUUGUCAAGCUUAACGCCUUUGAUCAAAGACAUCUUGAUGAUAUCAACUUUGACGUUCGCUUUGCAACAUUCCAGACCAUUAUCUCUUAUAUUAAAGAAAUGCAAACCGUGGAUGUUAACUACCUAAUCCCAGUUAUGCAUAAUUGUUUCUAUAAUCUGGAGUUAGGAGAUAUGUCUUUAAGUGAUAAUGCCAGCAUGUGCUUGAUGAGUAUCAUUAAAAAGCUAGCUGACUUGAACGUCACAGAGAGAGAAUAUAGAGAAAUCAUUCAUCGUUCACUCCUGGAGAGAUUGAGGAAAGGGUUGAAAAGCCAGACAGAGAGUGUUCAACAGGAUUAUACCACGAUACUUUCCUGUUUAAUUCAAACUUUUCCAAAUCAACUGGAAUUUAAAGACUUGGUACAGCUUACUCAUUACCAUGAUCCAGAAAUGGACUUCUUUGAGAACAUGAAGCACAUUCAGAUCCACAGAAGAGCAAGAGCCUUGAAGAAACUUGCAAAACAGCUGAUGGAAGGCAAAGUUGUGCUGUCUUCUAAGUCUCUCCAGAAUUAUAUCAUGCCUUAUGCCAUGACUCCAAUUUUUGAUGAGAAAAUGCUCAAGCAUGAAAAUAUAACCAUUGCUGCUACAGAGGUUAUUGGAGCUAUUUGCAAACAUCUCUCUUGGUCAGCAUAUAUAUAUUACUUGAAACAUUUCAUUCAUGUAUUACAGACAGGACAGAUCAAUCAAAAGUUGGGUGUCAGUUUGCUGGUAAUAGUAUUAGAAGCAUUUCACUUUGACCACAAAACUCUUGAACAACAAAUGGGAAAAAUUCAGAAUGAAGAAAAUACAAUAGACAUGACUGAGAUACCAGGGCAUGAAGCCAUGGAAUUAGAGCAUAAGGAUGAAGAAGAGAAUGAAAAUACAUGUAAGAGUUUGUCAGACGACAAUGAAGAACUGGGAAAUCCUGAUCCAGCUGAUUCUGCAGGGAUAUUAGCUAAGGAAUCCGAGUGUGAAGAUCUGGGUGUCCACUUCCUACAGUAUAUUUUAAAAGAAUUACAGACUACCCUUGUUCGUGGGUAUCAGGUCCAUGUGUUAACUUUCACUGUUUGCAUGUUGCUGCAAGGCCUCACCAACAAGCUCCAAGUUGGGGAUUUGGAUUCUUGUUUAGAUAUAAUGAUUGAGAUUUUUAACCAUGAGCUGUUUGGUGCUGUUGCUGAAGAGAAGGAAGUAAAGCAGAUUCUCUCCAAAGUCAUGGAGGCGCGAAGAAGCAAGAGUUAUGAUUCUUAUGAAAUCCUGGGCAAGUUUGUAGGAAAAGAUCAGGUUACAAAACUUAUCCUUCCGUUAAAAGAGAUCUUACAAAAUACCACGAGUUUAAAACUGGCCCGGAAAGUUCAUGAAACUUUACGCCGAAUCAUAGCAGGAUUAAUUGUAAAUCAGAAAAUGACAGCAGAAUCCAUUCUAUUGCUCAGUUAUGGUUUGGUCAGUGAAAAUCUUCCCCUUUUAACAGAGAAAGAAAAAAAUCCAGCAGCCCCUGCGCCAGAUCCGCGUCUGCCACCCCAGAGCUGCCUUCUACUCCCCCCAACUCCAGUUCGAGGCGGACAGAAAGCUGCUGUCAGCAGGAAAACCAACAUGCACAUAUUUAUUGAGUCUGGGCUUCGGCUGCUUCAUCUAAGUCUGAAGACUUCCAAGAUCAAGUCUUCAAGUGAACAUGUCCUAGAAAUGUUGGACCCUUUUGUGUCUCUCCUCAUAGACUGCCUGGGUUCCGUGGAUGUGAAGGUUAUCACAGGUUCUUUACAAUGCCUGAUCUGGGUCUUAAGAUUCCCUCUGCCUUCCAUAGAAACAAAAGCGGAACAGCUGACGAAACACCUUUUUCUUUUGCUGAAAGACUAUGCCAAACUUGGGGCUGCCAGGGGCCAGAACUUCCACCUGGCAGUCAAUUGCUUCAAGUGUGUGACCAUACUUGUAAAGAAAGUCAAGUCUUACCAGAUAACUGAAAAACAGCUUCAAGUUCUCCUGGCAUAUGCUGAAGAGGACAUUUAUGAUACUACAAGACAAGCCACUGCAUUUGGUCUUCUGAAGGCUAUUUUAUCAAGAAAGUUGUUGGUCCCAGAAAUUGAUGAUGUCAUGAGGAAAGUAUCCAAGUUGGCAAUUUCUGCACAAAGCGAACCUGCCAGAGUCCAAUGCAGACAGGUUUUUCUGAAAUAUAUUCUUGACUAUCCCCUGGGUGACAAGUUGAGACCAAACUUGGAAUUCAUACUUGCUCAACUGAAUUAUGAACACGAGACCGGGAGAGAGUCCACCUUGGAAAUGAUCGCCUAUCUCUUUGACACAUUCCCUCAGGGACUGCUCCAUGAGAACUGCGGAAUGUUCUUUAUUCCUCUUUGUCUCAUGAUGGUGAAUGAUGACUCUGCCAAGUGCAAAAAGAUGGCAUCCAUGACAAUCAAAUCCUUACUUAGUAAAAUCAAUCUUGAGAAAAAAGAUUGGCUGUUUGACAUGGUUACCACCUGGUUUGGAGCAAAAAAGAGCUUAAAUAGGCAACUCGCUGCCCUGGUCUGUGGCUUGUUUGUGGAAAGUGAAAGAGUUGAUUUUGAGAGAAGACUUGGAACUGUUCUUCCUGUUAUUGAAAAAGAAAUUGAUCCUGAAAACUUUAAGGAUAUCAUGGAAGAGACUGAAGAAAAAGCUGCAGAUCGCCUUCUGUUUACUUUUCUCACACUGAUAAGUAAACUCAUCAAGGAAUGUAAUAUUAUUCAGUUUACCAAGCCCUCUGAAACUUUGAGUAAAAUCUGGAGUCAUGUGCAGUCUCACCUGAGACAUCCACACAACUGGGUGUGGCUUACAGCAGCCCAGAUUUUUGGAUUGCUUUUUGCCUCUUGCCAGCCAGAGGAGCUGAUUCAAAAAUGGAACUCCAAAAAGACUAAAAAGAAACUCUCAGAACCUGUAGCAGUCAAGUUCCUGACAAGUGACCUUGACCAAAAGAUGAAAAGUAUCUCUCUGGCUUCUUGCCACCAAUUACAUUCCAAAUUCUUGGAUCAGUCUCUAGGAGAGCAGGUUGUUAAGAAUUUAUUGUUCGUAGCCAAGGUCUUGUAUUUACUGGAACCUGCUUCUGAGAAGAAGCAAGGUGAGAUAAAAGAAGACAUGAGAGGACAAGAAGCCUUAGGAGGUGGUGUGGCCAGAGAGGCGAGAGAAGAACAUGAGGCCUGUGCAGAAGAAAAGGCAGUGUCUGACAGAGAAGAGGAGGAAGAGGUGAAGGAGGAGCAGGGCACGCCAGCCACACUGCUGUGGUUGAUCCAGAAGUUGUCCCGGAUAGCAAAACUGGAAGCUGCUUAUUCACCUAGGAACCCCUUGAAGAGAAUGUGCAUCUAUAAGUUUCUUGGCGCUGUAGCAGUGGAUCUUGGGAUAGACAAGGUAAAGCCAUAUCUCCCAAUGAUCAUAGCUCCUUUGUUUCGAGAACUGAACAGCACCUAUUCGGAACAAGAUCCUUUGCUGAAGAAUCUAUCCCAGGAAAUCAUAGAAUUACUUAAAAAGCUGGUUGGGCUCGAGAGCUUCUCUUUAGCUUUUGCCUCUGUACAGAAACAGGCUAAUGAGAAAAGGGCACUCCGGAAAAAGAGGAAGGCUCUGGAGUUUGUAACUAAUCCUGAUAUUGCUGCCAAGAAAAAACUGAAGAGACACAAAAAUAAAAGUGAAGCAAAGAAGAGAAAGAUAGAAUUCCUACGUCCAGGCUAUAAGGCCAAGAGACAAAAAAGCCACAGCCUGAAAGAUUUAGCAAUGGUGGAGUAAAGUCUCCUUAUGCCGAUACCUAAGCAUAAUUUAUACUGACCCUGCUGAGUUUUCUGGUUUGUUCUGCUAGUCUGAAGUCACAGCAGGUUUAACUAUUUAUGUUAAAUCUUUGGCAUAGAUUGUAUAAUAUAUAGUUUAAUGUAAUCAUGCUCAUUUUUUUAAUUAAAAUGUUUCAUACUA